Etheostoma spectabile (orangethroat darter) is the source of this 1960-nucleotide messenger RNA. RefSeq names its product POU class 3 homeobox 2b (gene pou3f2b). Bases 306 to 1448 code for a protein of 380 amino acids. The transcript has a single exon. The record is from RefSeq and is a predicted model, not a curated record. Lineage: Eukaryota; Metazoa; Chordata; Actinopteri; Perciformes; Percidae. Gene Ontology annotation, molecular function: DNA-binding transcription factor activity, RNA polymerase II-specific; RNA polymerase II cis-regulatory region sequence-specific DNA binding. Gene Ontology annotation, biological process: regulation of transcription by RNA polymerase II; brain development. Gene Ontology annotation, cellular component: nucleus.
UGAUCCCGGCGCUCCGUCUCCCCAUGCUGCACUCCGGCUCUCCGCUUCCGCGGCAGCCUCAACUCGCACCUCCAACAAAGACAGCAGUGUUUGGUGAGACUUCCCCGCAGCCAAUCACUGCGUCGUUGCCCUUGGUUACCACGUCCAUCACGCUGUGGCGUCCAAUGAGCGGCGGAGGCGUGGCGGAGUCCAGGUGCGCCUCUGCGUCCACUUGGCAGAGCGCCUGAGAGCCGCCUGUGGGCAGGAGAGGAUCUGUCAAAUGCGAGCUUCCUUUAAUCAGAGCGACCAGUCCGGCUCCGAGAGUCAUGGCGACCGCAGCGUCUAACCACUACAACAUCCUCACCUCCAGCGCAUCCAUCGUGCACUCGGAGCCCGGCAGCAUGCAGCAAGCCACAGCGUACCGGGACGCGCAAAGCCUGUUGCAGAGCGACUACCCGCUGCAGAGCAACAGCCACACGCUCAGCCACGCACACCAGUGGAUCACGGCGCUGUCCCACGGAGAGGGAGCCCCGUGGUCCUCCAGCCCGCUCGGCGCGGAGCAGGACAUCAAACCCGCGGUGCAGGGCGCCAGGGACGAGAUGCACAACUCCAGCAGCAACCUGCAGCACCAGUCGCGGCCCCACCUGGUGCACCAGACGCACGGGAACCACCACGACGGCCGGGCGUGGAGAACCACCACCGCGGCGCACAUACCGAGCAUGGCCACCACGAACGGCCAAAGCCUUAUCUACUCCCAGCCGGGCUUCGGCGUCAACGGGCUGAUCCCGGGCAGCGGGCAGGGGAUGCACCACCACAACCUAAGAGACAGCCACGACGAGCACCACAGCCCGCACCUCAGCGAUCACGGCCACCCUCCGUCCCAGCAUCAGCACCAGCACCGGCCGCAGAGCCACCACGACCACUCGGACGAGGAUACGCCGACCUCGGACGACCUGGAGCAGUUCGCCAAGCAGUUCAAGCAGCGAAGGAUCAAGCUGGGCUUCACGCAGGCGGACGUGGGACUCGCCCUGGGGACCCUGUACGGAAAUGUGUUUUCCCAGACCACCAUAUGCAGGUUUGAGGCCCUGCAGCUCAGCUUCAAAAACAUGUGCAAGCUGAAGCCUCUGUUGAACAAGUGGUUGGAGGAGGCGGACUCCACCUCGGGAAGCCCGACCAGCCUGGACAAAAUCGCGGCGCAGGGGAGGAAAAGGAAAAAACGGACUUCAAUCGAGGUAAGCGUAAAGGGAGCUUUGGAGAGCCAUUUUUUGAAGUGUCCUAAACCGGCAGCGUCGGAAAUAAUUGGCCUGGCGGACAGUCUGCACCUGGAGAAAGAAGUGGUCAGGGUUUGGUUUUGUAACAGGAGACAGAAGGAGAAACGCAUGACCCCUCCCGGAGGAGCUCUGCCGGGGAGCGAGGAUGUGUACGGGGACACGCCGCCGCACCACGGGGUCCAGACCCCGGUCCAAUGAACUCUGCUGGAGCGCGCUUCCAGGACACGUUUCUCCUUUUUUAUUUAUCCCCAAGGUUAUAUAUAAACCACUGAACUAUGAGACGCUAUAGUGGGUGUUUUAUGUAUAAUAGAUUGCAGUGACACAAUAUCUGCAGUGAAUAUCUGAGGAUUGGGAAAUGAGUGAGGGGAGGACAGGACAUUUUGGUUUUCCUCUCCCAUGCAGAGCUAAGGGAACAUAAGCCUGCGUUGCGUUCUCCGAGGAUACAUGCCCAGCACUGUGACUCCAGUCGACGCAGUUUCAAGGUGUAGCCCCUAUUGUGUUGAAAUUAUACUUGAAAAAGAAGAAGAGGGCAGGGUCGGUAGGAGGGACACCUUGUUUUAGACACACAAAAAACAACCCCAUAGCUGAAUGGUUUUCCAUUCGCCACUUUUAUAUCAGAUCAUUUUUGUUUUUCCUUCUUCCUGUGCGUAAAAGGGAAAGCAAAUACAAAGGCGUUUAGUUUUGUAGCCCUAUAUUGUGCGUCCAGCAGU